GGGGGCUGGGCAGGGUUGUUUACGAGCACUAAACGACGGUUGUUUUUCCAGAAAUAACUCCCGUUGGUCCCUGUGAGGCGAACUCCUAAGGAAAUGUGCAUGGGGUUAUAGUAUGAGGUUGCAUAAUAAAAAACAAUAAUUAUUCGGCUCUUCAGUUUGCUGCAUGAGAUAAAAAAUGGACAAAGUUGAGAUGUUUGCUUUUCAUAUACCUAGUCUGGAAGAACUUGCUGCGGUAUUGCAGAAUGGAAUUAAAGAAAACUUUGCAGACAUCCAGGUUUCUGUGGUGGACUGCCCUGACCUGACUCAAGAACCCUUCAGAUUCCCUGUUAAAGGUAUUUGCGGCAAGCCUAGAAUAGCAGAUGUGGGAGGCGUUCCAUACCUUUUGCCUCUUGUACAAAAAGAUAAGGUUUAUGACCUGAACAGAAUUGCAAAGAAAAUGCAGCUACCGGGAGCUUUUUUUCUCGGAGCUGGAGCUGUUUCGUCUAGAGUUGUCGGAGGCAAUGCCGAGUUUAUCCCUGUUGUUCAAGCUGAAAGUGAGAAAAAACCAGCUGUCAAUGGAAGUUACAUUGCUAGGAUUCAUCCGGAGGAUGGUGGGUGCCUGCUGGAGAAGUACAGCUCCAAAUAUCAUGAUUGUGAAUUUGGACUCCUGGCCAACCUGUAUGCCAGUGAAGGCCUCCCUGGCAAGGUCAUUGAAGUGAAAGCCAAUAAAAGAACCGGGGAGCAGAAUUUCAUAUCCUGCAUAAGGAAAGUCUUAGAAAAGCAUUAUGGUGACAAACCAGUUGGAAUUGGAGGUACAUUUGUUAUCCAGAAAGGAAAAGCAAAGAUUCACAUUAUGCCCUCAGAAUUUUCUGCCUGUCCUUUGGAAGCUAAUGAGGAGGUGAACAACUGGCUCAAGUUCUUUGAAAUGAAGGCUCCGCUAGUUUGCCAGCCAGUAUUGAUUUCUCAAGAUCCGGGCUUUGAUCUGCGUGUGGAGCAUACCCAUUGUUUCAGCCACCACGGGGAAGGAGGACACUACCAUGAGGACACCACCCCAGAGACCGUUGAGUAUCUGGGAUAUUUUUUGCCUGCUGAGUUCCUCUUCCGAAUUGACCGACCCAAGGAAACGCAUAUGAUUGGUCGAGAUUAAAUUGAGACAGGAUCAGGUUGGAGCGGGAAGCCAGUUCACCCAAGAAACAGGAAGCUGAGCAAAUGGUGGAAGUUUGCCCUGAACUGAAGUAUUGAUCACAAGGUUGAGUCGAAUCACCACAGAAAGAGAACACUUACUUUGCUUGUUCUUAAAAAAAUGGCAUGAUUAAUCAGUGAUUGGAAAUACAGCUUAAUUUAAUCUGAUAGCCAAGAACACCUGGAGUCAAAUCAUUACUGAAAUACUCUCAACCCCCUAAUUUUCUCAUUAACAACCAGUUUUAGAAAUAGGCCACUGAGUGGAGGAUGAUCAGUUCUCCACAUUAUUUUUAGAAACUCCAACUGCCAUUCCCUACCAUCACCAUUUUGUCCAUGCCUGACACAUCUCAAGGGGAUUGAGGAGAGCGGCCAGGAAGAAGGAGUUGGUUCUCUAUUAACUCUCCUUCUCUGAGUUUCAGUCUGCCUCCCACCCCAAGCCAUUUCAGGGCAGCAGGGGUAUUAGCAGCUCUUGGAGUCAGCAGUACCCUAAAGGGACCAGUUUUGGCCUGGGCUGCCAGUUGCCAAAUCUUCCUUGCUUAACCCAUGAACAAACCUAGUCCAGCUUUCACCAAUCUGGUACCCUCCAAAUGUUUUGGAGUUAUAACUCCCAUCAGUCCAGUCAGCAUGGCUGAGAGUACCAGGUUGGCAAAGGCUGAGCUAGACAUAACUGGUUGUGUCAACAGCUGACACUGCAUCAGUUUCUGUGCUCUUAUUGGCAAUGUAAGCCUAUCAGAAGGAACAGAAGGGAAGGAAAAUGGCUGCAAAUAACAACUGACAUCAUGUACAAGUAAUGUUAUUGUGGUUCUAUAACGGAUGAUGAAUAACCAACCACCAGUGAAAUAAAGCUAUUUGACAGGAAUUGGCUUUUUCCUGUGUGAAGCAGCUUCAGUGUAAUUUUGAGCAAAACAUUUAAGAGAUUGAUAUAGUCACUUAAAGUGACACUCUCUCCCCUACUUAAGCUGUUGCGGCCUUUAGGAAAUCAUUCUAGCUUAAUGUGUUUUCAAUAAAAUGUCCUUAGUGCUAAAACAAACAACCUUUGGGUUACAUAAUUGGGUCUUUUGGAUGAAAAAUUCUAUGGGGUUUUAUCCACCACUGCACAAGCGAUGUUCCACUUGCACAAUGGGACUUUCUCUGCCUGUGUGCCCCCCAAAUCUGUGCCUGAAGGUCCUCUGGCACUGUCCAGCAGAUCUUGGGAGUGGGCUUCAUUGGAGAGGAGAGGGAGCUUCUGUUGCACAAACAGAAUGGCAACAUUGGUUGCAGCCCAGUAACUCCUGAUUUGAUUUUUUAUUCCCAUCACUAUACAGAAGAACUAAUGUCCACGAAAUAGUGUGAACAGCAGAGAUAUAAGAGAUUUCAUUCAGCCUUAAUAUUCAAUCAGCUAAUCAAAUUUUAUUAUGCAGUCAUAGACACACUAAAACCAACAGUCUUGAAAUUAAGAGUUUUGGGUUAAGGAGGGGAAGUCCUUCUGCCUACUGUGGUUUCUAAUGAGAUACAGAUAAAAGUAUUAUUUCACUGUUGUGACCUUGCUGAAAUUAAGAGAAUUUGAAUAUUGUGAGUAAACUGACCUGAAUUUUGAUACUACCAAUAAAAUUUGAUAAAUUGUG
Molecule: messenger RNA, 2765 nt
Organism: Rhineura floridana
Lineage: Eukaryota; Metazoa; Chordata; Lepidosauria; Squamata; Rhineuridae
Gene: BKGD
Product: chromosome 5 C11orf54 homolog
Exons: 9
Coding region: 176-1126 (316 amino acids)
Cellular component (GO): nucleus
Molecular function (GO): hydrolase activity, acting on ester bonds; zinc ion binding
Source: RefSeq, a predicted model, not a curated record